Anopheles cruzii is the source of this 5875-nucleotide messenger RNA. Its product is annotated as furin-like protease 2. Gene Ontology annotation, biological process: protein processing. The record is from RefSeq and is a predicted model, not a curated record. Gene Ontology annotation, cellular component: trans-Golgi network; Golgi membrane. Gene Ontology annotation, molecular function: serine-type endopeptidase activity. The transcript has 15 exons. The coding region runs from base 1 to 4671 and encodes 1556 amino acids. Lineage: Eukaryota; Metazoa; Arthropoda; Insecta; Diptera; Culicidae.
AUGGCGAUCACGCGACGAACGGCAGGGCCCUCGCCGCCGGCUCCGCCACCGUGGCCCGUGACGGCGAGGCACCGUGACUCAGCGUCGCAGGAUCAACCACAGCGCCCACCAACCGCAGCAGUCACCUGCCAUCACUAUCCUCAGGAGUUGCGACAAAGUCGGCAACGUCUGCAGCGUCCCCUGCCAAACGUGGCCGAGCGCCCCACGUGGCCGAUGGGCCACCGGAUGCUGCGGCAGUUCGCGUUCGUGCCGCUGGUGGCGCUGCUAAUGGUACUUCCCCACACGGCCUCGGCUCGGCGUGUAGACUCCACCGCCGUCGUCGUGUCCAAUGUGAGCCUCGCUAAUGGAGACAGUAAUUAUAGGCUUUCGAAGCGGAAUAAUUAUAGUGUUAGUGACGAUGAUCUAAUUACGGCGCCCCACGCCAACGAGGAGCUGAUCCUGGGGUACGCAGCCGGGCCGCUCCCGAAGGACGCCGUCAGUCCAAAGGUGGUGCGGUCCCCCCGACCGGCGGCCAUCUACAUGAACGAGUUUGCGGUCUACAUCCCGAACGGGGUCGACGUUGCCGAUUCCGUCGCCCACAAGCAUGGCUUCUCCAACCGGGGACAGAUUGGCGCCCUGAAAGGAUACUAUCUGUUCCAUCAUAAUCACGUGCGAAAGCGAUCCCUAGACCAGGCCGAAGUGCAUCACAGUGCGCUCAACACCGAACCGGAGGUCCGAUGGGUCCAGCAGCAGCACGAGAAGCCCCGCUUCAAGCGCGACUACAGCACGUUCGAUCAGGACUUUGUGCGCUUUCCCGGCUUCCCCCGGUCGCUGACGCUGCCCGGUGGCCGGAUGGCGUACCGGGACACCGGCACGCACAACAUCUUCCCCGAUCCACUGUUCAAGGAGCAGUGGUACCUGAACGGUGGCGCCAAGGACGGACCAGACAUGAACGUGGGGCCGGCCUGGCAGAAAGGAUACACGGGCAAGGGCGUCGUCGUGUCCAUCCUCGACGACGGCAUCCAGCGGAACCAUCCGGACCUGGCGCUAAACUACGAUCCGGAUGCUUCGUACGACAUCAACAGCAACGACUCGGACCCGAUGCCGCGCGAUAACGGCGACAACAAGCACGGAACGCGGUGCGCCGGAGAAGUCGCGGCCGUCGCCUUCAACCAGUACUGCGGGGUCGGCGUGGCGUACAACGCGAGCAUCGGCGGUGUGCGCAUGCUGGACGGGACGGUGAACGACGCGGUGGAAGCGAAGGCGCUCGGGUUGAACCCGGAUCACAUCGACAUCUACAGUGCGUCGUGGGGUCCCGAGGACGACGGAUCGACUGUGGACGGGCCGGGACCGUUGGCGCGCCGUGCCUUCAUCUUUGGCGUCACGAGCGGGCGGCAGGGCAAGGGUUCGAUCUUCAUCUGGGCGUCCGGGAACGGGGGCCGGUACACGGACAGCUGCAACUGCGACGGCUACACCAACUCCAUCUUCACGCUCUCCAUCUCCAGUGCGACCCAGGGCGGCUACAAACCUUGGUACCUGGAGGAGUGCUCGUCGACCCUGGCGACAACCUACAGCUCGGGAACGCCCGGGCACGACAAGAGUGUGGCCACCGUCGACAUGGAUGGCUCGUUGCGGCCCGAUCGGAUCUGCACGGUGGAGCACACCGGAACGUCCGCAUCUGCCCCGCUGGCCGCCGGCAUCUCGGCACUCGCCCUCGAGGCAAACCCAUCGCUGACGUGGCGUGACAUGCAGUACCUGGUGGUGCUGACGUCCCGCUCGGAGCCCCUCGAGAAGGAACCGGGCUGGAUACUGAACGGCGUCAAGCGGAAGGUGAGCCACAAGUUCGGCUACGGGCUGAUGGAUGCCGGCGCGAUGGUCAGCCUGGCGGAGCAGUGGACGUCCGUGCCGUCGCAGCACAUCUGCAAGUCGCGCGAGAUCAACGAGGAUCGCUCGAUCGAGGUGUCCGUCGGCUACACACUCCAGACGCACAUGGACGUGAACGGGUGCGCGGGCACCGUGAACGAGGUCCGCUUCCUCGAACACGUCCAGUGCAAGAUCACGCUUCGGUUCUUCCCGCGCGGCAACCUACGCAUCCUGCUGACCUCGCCGAUGGGCACCACGUCGACGUUGCUGUUCGAGCGACCGCGCGACAUCACCAAGUCCAACUUUGACGACUGGCCGUUCCUGAGCGUCCACUUCUGGGGCGAACGGGCCGAGGGUCGCUGGACGCUGCAGAUCCUGAACGGGGGGCCACGGCGCGUCAGCCAGGCCGGCAUCCUGUCCAAGUGGCAGCUCAUCUUCUACGGCACCCAAACGAACCCGAUCCGCCUCAAGUCGGAAGGAGGCGGAACGCGCAGCGGAACGGCAGCCGGAUACGCGGCAGCGGCCGGUCUACCGAACCCGUUCGUGUUCCCGACCGAGACGGACCAACAGUCGGCCGGACUAGGUGCGGCCGGAGCCGCCGGCGGCGCCUACUACCAGUCGUCGGAUCUGUACAGCAACUUUAUGAACUUCCCGAACCUGUUCAGUGGGGCGGGCAGCGGCAUCGACCAGACGGUGGCGACACUGAACGGCCAUAACAUCCCGACGGCCCAGCGCGAGAACGUGAUGGCCGACUCGAACAACAAGCUCGUGGUGCUGCACGACUGCGACCCGGAGUGUGACCAGCAGGGCUGCUACGGCCGGGGACCGACGCAGUGUGUCGCCUGCAAGCACUACCGGCUGGACAACACGUGCGUCAGCCGGUGUCCACCGCGAAGCUUCCCCAACCAGGGCGGUGUCUGCUGGCCGUGUCACGAGUCGUGCGAAACGUGUGCCGGCGCCGGCCAGGACAGCUGCCUCACGUGCGCCCCGGCCCACCUCUACGUCACCGAUCUGGCCGUCUGCCUGCAGGUCUGCCCGGAAGGGUACUACGAAAACUACGAUAAUCGAACGUGUGUGCCGUGCGAAGCGAACUGUGCAUCCUGCCAGGACCGGCCCGAUUACUGCACGAGCUGUGAUCAUCAUUUAGUUAUGCAUGAGCACCGAUGCUACGCCGCCUGCCCGAAGAACACCUACGAAACGGAGGAUUACAACUGCGCCGAUUGCCAUCCUUCCUGUGCGACGUGCAACGGAUCGUCCGAGAGCCAGUGCAUCCUGUGCCGGGGUGGCCGAUUCGCGCACGAGGGCCGCUGCCUGAACAGCUGCCCGGACGGUUACUACGGGGACAAAAAGCGCCACGAGUGCAUCGGCUGCCCGCACGGCUGUGCCACCUGCAGCAACGGUGCCGUCUGCCUCACGUGCCACGACCACUGGACCAUGAACCGGAAGGGGAAAUGCAUCGCCAACGGCAACAACAACUGUGACGAGUCGGAGUACUUCGAGAACGGCCACUGCCACCCGUGCCAUUCGACGUGCGAAACGUGCACCGGUCCGACAGAGAACGACUGUCUGACGUGCACCUCCAACCUGCUGCUGCAGGGCCAGCGGUGCGUCAACGUGUGCGACGACGGCUACUACAUGGAGGUCGGGGUGUGUGCCAAGUGUCUGCACACCUGCACUCAGUGCGUGUCGCGGAUGAACUGUACGGCCUGCAUGCGGGGCCUGCAGCUGCAGAGUGGCGAGUGCCGCACGACCUGCGCCGAUGGAUACUACAGCGAUCGGGGCACGUGCGCCAAGUGCUACCUGAGCUGCCACACGUGCAGCGGCCCACGGCGUAACCAGUGCGUCCAGUGCCCGGAAGGCUGGCAGCUGGCCGGCGGUGAGUGUUUCCCCGAGUGCCCGGAAGGUUUCUUCAAGACAAAGUUCGGCUGCCAACGGUGCCAUCAUUACUGCAAGACCUGUAACGGUGCCGGUCCGUUGGCGUGCACCUCCUGUCCGGCACACAGCAUGCUGCAGAACGGGCUCUGCAUCGAUUGCCUCUCGUCGCAGUACUACGAUCCGCCGACGCAGACGUGCAAAACGUGCCACGAGUCGUGCCGGACGUGCAGCGGGCCCGGCCAGUACUCCUGCCUCACCUGCCCCUUCCCGUUGCACCUCGAUCGACUCAACCAUCAAUGUGUGCCUUGCUGUGCGGCGGACGCUUCGCCCGAUGAUCAGAGCUGCUGCCACUGCGACAAAGCGACCGGUGGCUGCAUCAACGCAUCGCCGGCCGGUAAGCGGCGGGUCGGUGCCGAGCAACAGUUGCUGCAGUUCGGCGACGAGAGCUACGGAGGAGGAGGGCCCAACGCCCCGCCAUCAGGCGGUGACGGUGGUGCCGGUGGGUUGCACCACUUCUGGCAGCAGUUCCUAACCAACUCGUCCAUGUCGACGAUAACAGUGGCCGCCGUGUCCGGCUGCCUGCUGAUUGUUACCCUGUUUAUAGUGAUAUUUACCGUUUUACAGAAACGUAGCCAAACCAUGUACACUGGCAUUAAGUAUAAUAAAUUAGGCAAGAAACCACCGCCGGGCGGCACCAGCACCACCAGGAUAUCGAUACCGGCCGAUGGCGAUGAUUUAUUGGAACCAAUUGUAAAUAACGCCGACGACGACGACGACGAUGAGGACGACGAGGAAGACGACGAGCAGGAGGAGGUGGAUUACGAAGUGGAGGGCGCUGGGGACCGCAGCAGCGGACGACGACGGGAGGCGGCACGGUUUGACAGCCGGAGGUCGUCGUCAAGUGGCCGGCGGGGCAAGCAGACAUUCCGGUAUGCUGCCGUUACGCGGACAUAAUCACGAGCCACGGGACCGGGUCGGGUCUAAGGGUGCAGUAGCAGCAGCAGCAGUAGCGAGCCGCGGUUAUUCUACGGAUCGGAUCGGAAACGGAAGUGUCGCGUGCCUGUGAAAACGGGUGAAUGAGUGUGUGCGUGAGUUCCGGUGCGUGUACGCAAGGUUGUUGUAUGCAUGCGAGAGAGUUUACGCGGGUUCGCAGGUUGUGUGCGGCCCAUUUUACGGUGAUGGGAGCUCAGGAACACACCGCCCUUUUUUAUUGUGCAAUCUUAAUUAUCAUCCUCGUUCGACACUCGACACUUCUCGCGCUAUGGCCCUGUCCCGAUUCUUGGGGCACCCAUUUCCUUCCACUUUUAUGCAAUUUAUUUAUGCUUUUUGCUGUGUGGGUUUUCGUAACCAAAAACAAAACACUAACAUCCUCCGAUUGAUCAUUCUAAAUCUGAAUUUGUGUGUGUGUUUCCGUGUGUUGUGAGGUGUGUGUGCCUAACGAAGAGAACUAACAGCGAAGCGUGUGUGUGUGUGUGAAGGAACCCGAAUCGAAAUCCGAAUCCAAAUGAAGCGAUUAACGGCGCAACAGCGCGCCAACGGCCGGCAAAGGAAUCUGAUGAUGGCGUUAUGCGUAUAUUGAAAUAGAGAGUUAUAUUAAACUAUACAUAUUUUUAUUUGUUUAGCCUUGUGCGCAUGCCCCGGUAGGGGGGCCGAACUAAGCGGGGUGGUUGAGGGGGGGAAUUAUGUUGCAACGGCACCACCUCGAAGAAGCUCGAGUUCGUUCGCAAGUUGUUGUAAAAAGAACGAUUGAUUUUCGGUGUGCUUGGAAAUCGUAGACCUAAAUAACGUCGGGGAAGAAUCGUUUUUUAAAACUCCGGCCUGGCCACCGCCACUAGAAAGAGCAAGGUAGACAGAGAGAGAGACAGAUGGGGAAACGGCGAACGGCGGUCCUCUGCUCACACCGGUAAAGGACGAAAUUACUCGAUAUUGUGUAAAGUAAAAUACAUACUACCCUCAUCCAACAUUCGGACGCGCGCAUUCAUUCGGGAAGGAGAGGUCAGAGAACUAGAGCGUGGCCGAAAAUGGGACGCAAACCGGACGCAAGCCGGAUGCGCAAGCUAAACAAAAUGAAACUGGGGUGAUACGGUGUUAUACCUAGGUUAAUGUAAUUAUUUUUUAAGUUUAACCAUUACAAAUAAAAAAAACGUAAACCAUUGGA